Molecule: messenger RNA, 1068 nt
Organism: Trametes versicolor FP-101664 SS1
Lineage: Eukaryota; Fungi; Basidiomycota; Agaricomycetes; Polyporales; Polyporaceae
Exons: 7
Coding region: 1-1068 (355 amino acids)
Source: RefSeq, a predicted model, not a curated record
AUGGACACCGACGCCGGGUCCGUGUUUUCUGCGCCUGCAAGUCUCGGCUUCGCACCCAGUGUCGCAACCUCCGCGACCUCCCAUGACUGGGACAUGCGCUCGGCUUCUCCGGCUCCCUCAAUGUACUCUAUGACCAGUUCACUCCGCGCCGCAUCAUAUCGCCACGAGUUUGGUAGAGGCAUCAACAACUACUCCGAAGUGUACCGCCUACCAGCGGACGACGAGGAAUUCGAACGCCUCGACAGCCAACACAUCAUGUUCAUGGAGGCGAUGGGGAAGUACCCCCACUGUAUGGAGGAAGUGCUCGCGGACGAACCGGGAGUAUCGAAGACCUGCGUAGACCUGGGUUGUGGAAGUGGCAGCUGGAUACUCGACGUCGCGAAGGAUUUCCCACACUGUAGUGCGGUCGCAGUAGACCUCGUUCCCAUGCAAGACGUAAACAUGCCUCCGAAUUGCCGGAGCGAGGUUGACGAUAUCAAUCUCGGACUGCAGCACUUCUACGGCGCAUUCAAUGUCGCGCACGCCCGCCUGGUCUCAUCCGGAAUCCGCGACUAUGCAGGGCUGAUCGACGAGAUGGCGCAGACACUGCGUCCCCGGGGUCUCAUCGAGCUCUCCGAGUUCGACUUUCGCGUGUACGACGUCGACAAGACGCCCAUCCUGCCCUCGCGCCUCGAGGAGGAGACUCCGUGGCUCGCGCGCUGGAUGAACAUGGUCAACGUGGCCGUGCAGCAGCGCGGCGGAGAACCGGACGCCGCAAAUCACCUCGAGCGCUGGGUGCGCGACCAGCCGCUCCUCGAGGAGCAGGUGUACCGCGAGAUCUGGUUCCAGACUGGCCCCUGGAAGGAGGGCCACGAUGCACAAACAGCACGCGAAAACCGGAUAGGCGCUAUGAUGCGUGAUGAUAUCCUGGCUUUCUUGAAAUCUGGAAGGCCGCUCCUUCUCAGCAACGGACUCGACGUCUGCAUGGUCGACGAGCUCGAAAGCAAUGCCGAGCACGAGCUCCGCACAGCCGGCGCACAAACCUACAUCCGCGUCCAAAGCUCGUACGCGAGACGAAAAGCUGAAUAA